Messenger RNA from Linepithema humile (Argentine ant), 2092 nucleotides. It is a transcript of the gene Vap33, whose product is annotated as VAMP-associated protein 33kDa. Gene Ontology annotation, cellular component: plasma membrane; endoplasmic reticulum membrane. The record is from RefSeq and is a predicted model, not a curated record. NCBI's taxonomy places the organism in Eukaryota, Metazoa, Arthropoda, Insecta, Hymenoptera, Formicidae. Gene Ontology annotation, biological process: endoplasmic reticulum membrane organization. Gene Ontology annotation, molecular function: FFAT motif binding.
AGAUACGGCACGACACGAUACGACGUACACGGCCGACGUAGCCGAACGGGGAAUCGCGACGAGCAAAGCAACCGAACGACUUGUCAAUACGCGGAGCCCAACGCACCGAUCACCGUUGGGCGCUUCAGCAGACGGCGGCGGAGGAGGAGGUGCAAGGACACCAACAACGCCGUGACUCGUCCGUCGAGAAGUCCGUCUUGGUCUGCCAGUCAGGAUGUCGAAGCCCGAGCAGGUUUUAAUUAUCGAGCCGCAGAGCGAGCUACGAUUCAGGGGCCCUUUUUCCGGCGGUCCAGUCACAUCGUAUAUAAAAUUAAUUAAUCCAACGAAUAAAAAAGUAUAUUUUAAGAUAAAGACUACUGCCCCAAAGAGAUAUUGUGUACGUCCAAACUCUGGAGCCCUCAAACCACAAGAUGUCACUGAAAUAGCAGUAUGCUUACAACCGUAUGAUUUUGAUCCGUCGGAGAAAAACAAACACAAAUUUAUGGUGCAAACUGUGGUAGCACCAGACGACAAUGAUGAUGAAUAUCCAGUCGAUGUGUGGAAGGACAUAAAUCCAGAUCAAUUAAUGGAUUCUAAAUUGAAAUGCGUCUUUGAGAAUCCUGUGACAAGCACCACUACUACAGCUAAAACGACUUCGACUUCCACAACAGCUAAGACAGAUUCUAAUACGACUAAUGGAAAGAACAAAGCAGUUGGCGAUUCCGUCAAAUCGUCACCUAAAGUACUUGGCGAAACAGAAGAAAAACUAUUAAAAGCUGCACAAGAGGUUAAUCAGCUUAGGGUAGAAGAAAGCACGCUUAGGCAGGAAAAUCUUCAACUUAGGGAAGAUUUAAUGAAGUGGCGAAACGCAGCACUGGGCAAUGAUGGUAACCUUGCAGCAGCUAGAGGACUAACCUCGCAGAGCAAUAACCAGUUAUCUCCGACAUCAACUAGUGUCCUCAUUGCCAUUGCUAUGGUUAUAGUCGGCUACUUGCUGGGAAAACUAAUCUGAACAGCCUUUAUCUUAUUAUAUACCUCAGUGUAUCCCCACCGCCCCCAUGUUUUUUUAGCCUGUCCUCUGCCGUCACAUGUCAUCGUUCGAUCGCAGAUACAGACUCCAAACGUUGCAUUAUUCGAAUGUUCAUAAUAAAUGCUAUAAACACGAACGGUAGUGGUCUACAUUAAUAGAAGCUGCUCGUUACGGAUGUGUAUUUCAUUUGGCAAAAUAUUUGAUUUUAAAUUUAUUUAUUUAUUUAUUCUUUUAAGAAAUUGAUUUGAUUUGAGAAAACAAGCAAUGCUCGGUUAUUAAGUUUUGUAUUUGCAUUUGUUAUAGUUGCGUUUUUUUUUUGCUUUUUAUAAAGGGGGUUUUUUUACGAUUUAUAGCUCGCGUCUGCUUUAAAAUAGUGUUGGACAAAAGUGUAUUUGUGAUUUCGUGUUUACAAAUACAAUUUCGAUAUCGUUAUUCGCGUUGCCCGACAUUGCCUUGAAACUGUGUCAUUAUUGGAAAUGUAAGUUACUAAUUACUGAUUGUAUUUCAUUCUUUCUCAAACUUGUAUACCACCCAUUCGGGAUAAAAAACGUGUUGUACCGAUGGGAAAGAUCACACACGAACGAGUGAGGGUGCUAUUACUGUCACAUCGGAUAACAUCUUUCUCUACGUAUUAUAAUUCUUACAUCGUAUAAAUAACAUUGUACAAUCGGAAGCGGAAAUAGCGUCCACAGUGCGGGUGCAUCGUACUCGGAGCCUAUGCUGUUGCCUAUGCUCGCUCGAUUCGCGCUUCUUCGAUGCGUCCACCCUCAGGACACUGUUCUCGUACCGUUGUAUAUACUGUGUCCAUUUGAAAACAUGUAACAUACAUAGUCGGGGCCGGAGGGGAAAGAAGGGGUUAGAGGCGGGGCUGGCUGAUGAAGAGUAGUGAUUUAUGAUCCAACAAUUGGUUGUGCUGGUUGUUGUAUCCGCCAGCGUUGGUAUAUUAAAUGAAAAAAAAAAAAAAAAAGAAGAAAAGGAAACGUUAAUGCAUUGAAUUUACUUGAUGCUUCAGUGUACUUUUUAUUUCUUUAUGUUUGUCUUAUAAAAAUAACGAAUAAAGAUAUGUCUCGGAUAUCACAAAUA